This is a messenger RNA of Strongylus vulgaris, 1478 nucleotides long. Lineage: Eukaryota; Metazoa; Nematoda; Chromadorea; Rhabditida; Strongylidae. The record is from the annotation of a GenBank genome assembly.
AUGUAUGUCGAUUCGGUUCCUCUUCGAGCCCUGCCUUCUGGACUGAAGUCGGUGUCUUGUGCUCACUGCCUGCUCUACAUCCUUCAAGUCCAAUGCCUUCCUUCACCGAAAGGCUGUCACUUACAACAUCUACCGGCUCUCAUCACAUUGCUGAAUACAAUUUCACCGUCUACAACUGUGGUGCUUUCAAAACCUGCUCUUCGUGUAGUUCCUCUGGGACAUUUUGCGAAUGGUGUCCAAAGUCGCGUAAAUGCAUGUCAAAUGGAAAAUGGAAAAGCAGAUGAGUGUGUGCACAUCAAAGAACUUUCUCGAAUCGCAAUCCCAUUGGGGGGCGCACAGGAGAUCUCAUUCUCAGUGGCGCAUAUAGACCGAUUACCUAAAGAUCGUGAAUACGCAUGCAGGAUAAUGCUAAAUGGGAAUCCUAUUUCCACUCUAGCUGUGCUUUCUCAGGAUACCGUGAAAUGCGCAGCAGCGCGGCUCUCCUAUCCGAAUCCAUUGCCAAAUGUGACAGUUCCUCUAGAACUCGUACAAGGUGACGAAGUCAUCGACAGUACCGAAGUAUCCAUUUACUCGUGCUCUCUUCUGGCAGCUGACUGUUCUUCUUGCGUCUACAUCUCGUCUACAUGGAGCUGUUCAUGGUGCAGUGGCCGUUGCUCUCACGAAUGUACACAGCCAGCUCAAGAAGUUGUCUGUGAUCGUCCGUUAAUCACAUCGUUCUCACCAAGUAGUGGACCGACAGAAGGAGGGACGGAGAUCACAAUUCACGGCAGGGACUUGGGCUCGUCGAUUGAGGAUGUAAGAGACCGUGUGAUCGUAGCUGGAAGUCGCUGCAGUGUGAUUAGCUACGAGAUUUCGAAAAAGAUCGUCUGUCGCGUUGAAAAGGGCUCAUCGUCUGGACCUAUUCGCAUAACUGUAGGAAAGACGAGUUCAAGAGUGGCUGAGUCGGUGAUGCUGUAUUCAUUCGUGGAGGUUUCGGUGUUUUCCGUAUAUCCACUAUUUGCUCCGGUCUCAGGAGGAACAAAGGUUACCUUAUAUGGACAGAAUCUCGAUGCUGGCUCGAAUGUGACUGUGAAAAUUGGAGAUGCUGCAUGUGAAAACAUUGUGCGAAACUCAACUUCUUCGUUGACCUGCAUCGUCACGAGGGCUUCUUCUCCAACAAAAACUGCCAAAGUCAAUGUAGCAAUCGAUGCAGCUCGUCUGAAAGUUCCGAGCACAUUUGACUUCCGGCCAGAUCCAUCAAUAACAACUGUAUUUCCUCUAAUCAGUUUCAAGUCCGGAGGAAGAGCAGUUACUGUUGAGGGUACAAACUUCGACGCAAUCCUUUCGGCGCGGAUGUUCUUUGUUUCCUCUACAGCACCGCCAUUCGAGGUCGUUUCCAAGCUCUCUUCAUGCCAGAUCCAAAAUGCAACUAUCAUGUUCUGCUUAACCCCUGAACUUCUGCCUGGACCUCACGCAAGAACUGCUUAUGCUAGGUAGGU